Molecule: messenger RNA, 3591 nt
Organism: Daktulosphaira vitifoliae (grape phylloxera)
Lineage: Eukaryota; Metazoa; Arthropoda; Insecta; Hemiptera; Phylloxeridae
Product: putative cell division cycle ATPase
Exons: 17
Coding region: 388-3507 (1039 amino acids)
Biological process (GO): microtubule severing
Cellular component (GO): microtubule cytoskeleton
Molecular function (GO): ATP hydrolysis activity; microtubule binding; microtubule severing ATPase activity
Source: RefSeq, a predicted model, not a curated record
UAAAGUAUACCUCAAAAAUAUGAUUUUGAUAAACAGUGGUUUUUUCAUAAAAUGAAAUCAAAACUGCAAGUCAAUUGUGACAAUGUUCACUAGUAUCAUAUUAAUUAACUUAUGUUCAGUUUUAAUUACAAAAUAUAAUUUGUAAAUAAGAAAUCUUCUAUUAAAUGUGAUAACUGUCUGACUAACACUUUGUUUGGUAUAACUUUGCAGCCAAAUUAUAAUUUUUUUUUUUUUGCUAUUUUAUGUUAUUAUGAAUUAUGUUUCUUUUUUCUCCAAGAUUAUUUAUUUUCAAAAAUGGGCACUAGUAAAGAAUCUUCCACAUGGAAUACUCAAACGAUUUGCUUAGUUCAUUUGUUCCUGCGGUCCAAAUACUUAAUUUAAGCUGUGAUGACAGUAAUGGCAGUAUCGAUUGAUGAGAUACGUGGAAGCAUCAAUAUGGCUCGAGAGAUGGCUUUGACUGGCAAUUAUGAAUCAUCUUUAGUGUACUAUGAAGGUGCUAAAUUGCAAUUAGGGCGUUUUUUGUCCACAAUUGAUAAUCAAUCUAGAAGAGAGUCUUGGCGUAAUAUUCAACGACAAAUACAAGAUGAAUAUGAUCAAUUGAAAGCAUAUACAAAUACUUUAAACAAAUUAAAGCAAGUACGUAGUAGUGAAUUUGAAAGAAAUGAAAGGCCAUUAAAUACAUCUAGUCAUGCACUGAAUAGAAACAAUAGAAAUAAUGAUAUAUCACCUGUUGAUGGAGUAUCAUGGUUUGGAACUACACGUCAACCUGUAAAUGGUAGUGGCUCACUUGAAUGGCCACCUGCUAAUAAUAAUGAUCCUGAUGUGUGGCCACCACCAUCUCCUGUAGAACAUAAACCUGGACCCCCAGUCAAACUUCAAAAAAAUUCUCGCCGUAGUGAAUCUUCACGUGUCACUAAUAAAAACUUAAAAGUUGGUCAAACUAAUAAUCGUAAUAGUACUUCGAGAUCUCAGAUAUCCAAAAAAAGUGAAGAUAUGAAAAAAACUUUAAAAAAAGAUACAAAUGGGCAUACUAAUGGAUCGAGUGAUAAAAAUGAAAAAGACAAAGAAGACAAAGAAGAAUUGAAGCAAGAAGAAAAAAAAUUUGAUUGUUCUGCUUAUGAUCAGGACCUUGUUGAUAUGCUAGAAAGAGAUAUUGUACAAAAAAAUCCCAAUAUUAGAUGGUCUGAUAUAGCUGAAUUAGAUGAAGCUAAACGAUUGUUAGAAGAAGCAGUAGUACUUCCUAUGUGGAUGCCUGAUUUUUUUAAGGGAAUUCGACGACCUUGGAAAGGGGUGUUAAUGGUUGGGCCACCUGGUACAGGUAAGACUAUGUUAGCCAAGGCUGUCGCUACAGAGUGCAAAACUACCUUUUUUAACGUUUCUUCGUCAACUCUUACAUCAAAAUAUAGGGGAGAAUCAGAAAAACUUGUUAGACUGUUAUUUGAAAUGGCUCGAUUUCAUGCGCCUUCAACAAUUUUUAUUGAUGAAAUUGACUCUCUGUGUUCUCGAAGAGGAUCAGAAUCUGAACAUGAAGCAUCUAGAAGAGUAAAAUCUGAACUUCUUGUUCAAAUGGAUGGCCUAAGUGAUACAGCUACUGAAGAAGAAUCAGGUGCAAGUCGCAUUGUUAUGGUUUUGGCUGCCACUAACUUCCCAUGGGAUAUAGAUGAAGCACUUAGAAGAAGACUGGAAAAACGUAUAUACAUUCCAUUACCAAACAGUGCUGGUCGAGAAGCGCUUCUAAAAAUAAAUUUACGAGAUGUUAAAAUUGAGCCUGAUGUAAGUUUAUCAGAAAUAGCCACUAAACUAAAAGGAUAUUCUGGUGCUGAUAUCACUAAUGUUUGCAGGGAUGCAUCGAUGAUGUCAAUGCGCCGUAAGAUAGCAGGCUUAAAACCUGAUCAGAUUCGUCAAUUGGCUAAAGAAGAAGUUGAUUUACCUGUGUCUUUUCAAGAUUUUAAUGAGGCUAUUGCAAAGUGUAACAAAAGUGUCUCUUCAGAUGAUUUGGCCAAGUAUGAAAAGUGGAUGAAUGAAUUUGGUUCUUCCUAUCGUCACAACAGCGUCAUGUCCGAAAGUAACCGAAACGUCGAAUUCGAAAUACAAAUGACUGUCCCCGUCACCACAAGGCAUUUAUAUAAACUUCCAUCUGGACAAUCCAAUAAUACACCAACAGGAUGGAUUGUUCAACAAGAAGUUGCACGAAUGAUGGAUUCGUUGUUAGAUCCUUUUUCAACAUUUACAUCAUUUUCAAAACCAGUUCGACGGACGAACCAAUCAUCAAAAAGGUCUCACAUUUAUAGACAAUCGUCUCAGCAAACUCAAACAAUUCACAAAUCAACACCCAAUAUUAAUAGAGCAUAUAAUGAUGAAAAUCAACAACAACGUAGACCUAAUGGUCCGUCAGAAAAAUGGGCCGCUUCGCUCAGAAAAAGCGAUCCAGAAUUAUUACCUGCAAUAGCGUUAAGGAAAGAUAGGUGUUGUUCACAUCUUGGUGGAUUUAGAACAAAACCAGUUAUACCGCCAUUGUUUCCCCAAGCUCCAGCAACUGCUCGACCUCCUGAACAAAAAAAACAAACACAAAAAUCAAGAUCACUUAUUGGUUAUGAAACUCAUUUAAUAGACAUAAUAGAAAAAGAUAUUUUACAAAAAAAUCCUAGUAUACAAUGGGACCGAAUAGCUGGAUUAAAACACGCAAAAACCUUAUUGCAAGAAGCUAUGGUGUUGCCAAUGCUGAUGCCAGAUUUCUUUAAGGGUAUUCGAAGACCAUGGAAAGGUGUUUUAAUGGUUGGGCCGCCAGGUACUGGAAAAACCAUGCUAGCAAAAGCAGUAGCUACUGAAUGUGGAACAACUUUUUUCAAUGUUUCAUCUUCAACAAUGACUUCAAAAUACAGAGGAGAGUCAGAAAAACUAGUUAGACUCCUGUUUGAAAUGGCUAGGGUACAUUCACCAUCUACAAUAUUUAUUGAUGAAGUAGAUUCUCUAUGUUCUUUACGUGGCUCAGAAGGUGAACAUGAAGCAUCCAGAAGAUUCAAAGCUGAGCUUCUGAUACAUAUGGAUGGAUUAAAUUCCAUUAAUGAGGAUGAUAAUAGUCCGUCUAUAAUGGUUCUAGCAGCCACCAAUCAUCCAUGGGAUAUCGAUGACGCAUUUAGAAGACGUUUUGAAAAGAGAAUAUAUUUACCAUUACCAGACGAUGAAUCAAGAAUGGCUUUACUUAAACUAUGCUUAGAAAGUGUAAACCUUGAUGACUCUUUCGAUUAUCGAUACGUGGUUAAUAAAUUAAGAGGUUAUACAGGAUCAGAUAUUGCCAAUGUAUGUAGGGAUGCUGCUAUGAUGGGAAUGAGACGAAAAAUUGUCGGGCAAACACCAGACCAAAUAAAAAAUAUUAAACGCGCAGACAUUGAUUUACCUGUCACAGUGCAAGAUUUUAAUGAAGCUAUUCAAAGAUGUCGAAAGACUGUAACAAAUCAAGACAUCGAAAAAUACCAGUUGUGGAUCGAUGAAUUUGGAUCAUAUUGAUUUUAUAUGUGCCUUUGUGGCUAAAUUGUAAUAAAUGUUGUAAUAAAAAUGUUUGAAUGAAGAUAUUCCUUCCGUUUUAUAAAU